This is a messenger RNA of Xenia sp. Carnegie-2017, 2415 nucleotides long. Its product is annotated as E3 ubiquitin-protein ligase TRIM71-like. Gene Ontology annotation, molecular function: protein binding; ubiquitin-protein transferase activity; zinc ion binding. Gene Ontology annotation, biological process: positive regulation of DNA-templated transcription. Gene Ontology annotation, cellular component: chromatin; nucleoplasm. NCBI's taxonomy places the organism in Eukaryota, Metazoa, Cnidaria, Anthozoa, Malacalcyonacea, Xeniidae. The record is from RefSeq and is a predicted model, not a curated record.
AUGGCGACAGUCAAUAUCAGCCAAUUAUCGGAGCAACUUCUGAAAUGUCCUGUUUGUUUGGAAACAUUUGACAAGCCAAAAAUUCUACCAUGCCUUCACUCCUUCUGUCAAAAAUGCCUAAAAAAGAUUUCGAAAGAUGGCGAGGCGUUAAUUCUUUGUCCUACAUGCCGCAACGAGAUCAACCUUCCACCUGGUGGGGUCCAAGAGCUUCCAACAAAUUUCUUCAUUAACAACAUGCUGGACUUCAUCUCUAUCCAAUCGUUUGCAUCCAAGCCGAUAGACUGCACCAAUUGUCAAGAUGGCAUCCAUGCCGUAGCACGCUGUGGGGAUUGUGUCGAGUUUUUAUGCGAACAAUGUCUUGCCGCUCACAAGCGGACCAAACUCACCAAAGAUCACGAGGUCCUUGCCCUGAAGGAUAUGCAAACUGCAAGUGUUCAAGAAAAGAUGCAUCGACCGUUGUAUUGCAGUCAACAUGAUCGUGAAAUAUUGAAAUAUUAUUGCAAAACAUGUGACGAUCCUGUUUGUAGGGAAUGUCUCAUUAUGGAGCAUAGAGAACAUGAUUAUGGCUACUUGAAAGAUGUUAGUAUGAAACAGAGACAACAGGUAAGGUUGUUGGUCGAAAACACGAAUUCUCAAAUAGGAUCCCUUGAGAAAGCCAUUUCUAAUGUCACGAGGCUUAUUGAACGCGUGAAUGCUAAAAGGCAAGGAAUUCAACAAGAAAUUACCAAGAAUUUUUCAAAAUGUGUCGAAGUUUUGAAGGAGAAAGAAGAAGAACUUCUUGUGUUCGUAGAUAAUGAGUGUAGAAUUAAGUGCAAAAAUCUUGGUUUGCAAAAGGAGAACUUGGAGACACUGUUAUCUAGCAUUUCUAGUAGUUGUCAGUUCUCUGAGAACGUCUUAGAACACGGUAAUGAGGCCGAAGUUAUGCUCGUGAAAAAGCAGCUUACGAAAAGACUUGGUGAAUUACAAAACACACACAUGGAAUUUGAACCAUUGGAGGAUGACUCCAUUGAAUAUGAGUUCUUUACCGAUGAAUUUCGUAGAGCUAUUCAGCAUGCAGGUCACAUUAGAGCUUUUUCUACGGUGCCUUUCUUCUGCUCCGCCACGGGAAUUGGCCUUCAUAAAGCUAAGGCAGAUGUUGAGGCAGUCUUCCAAGUUACAACCGUUGAUCGCAACAGAAAACCAUAUGAAUAUGGUGGUGACCGCAUUUCUGUCAAUGUCGAGCAGGAAGAUGGUGUGAAGUUUGAAGGCUCAGUUGUGGACAACAACGAUGGCACAUAUUUCGUGUCUUACAUCCCAAAGCUGCGUGGUAAACACACCAUUCACGUAAACUUGAGAGAAAAGCCAAUUAAAGGUAGUCCAUUCAAUAUUAUGGUCAGCGGACGUGUUGAUUAUCACCGUCUAAGUAACACAACACGAUCAUUUGGUGCACAAGGAGGAGGAGGUGGAGAAUUCAAGAUGCCUUGGGGUGUUGCCAUUGACAAUGAACGUGAAUACGUGAUCAUCAGCGAUGAGGGUAAUCACCGUAUUCAGGUUUUUGAUAUUCACGGAGGCUUUCUGUUCAAGUUUGGAAAUGAGGGAGUUAAUGAAGGGGAGUUUAAGAGCCCCAAAGGAGUUGCGUACUCUCAAAAGGUUAUCAUAGUUGCCGACUCAGACAAUCAUCGUGUGCAAAUCUUCAACGAAGAUGGUAGAUUCAUGAGGCUGUUUGGGUCGCAGGGAAGUGAUAAAGGACAACUAUCCUGUCCAUGCGGGGUAGCAUAUUCAAAUGCGAUAGAGAUGAUAGGCGUUACGGAGCAGAAUAAUCAUCGCAUUCAAUUUUUUUCGCUUCAUGGCCAGUUACUGCACAUCUUCGGAGCUCAAGGCAGUGGAAAAGGACAAUUCCUUUAUCCGCAUCACCUAGUUUUUAAUAACAAAGGUGUUUGUUUUGUGUCGGAUUGUGUCAACGAUAGAAUUCAAGUUUUUAACAAGGACUUUGAGUUUCAGACGUCCUUUGGCGAGGAAGGUACCAGGGAUUCUCAGUUUGACGGCCCAGAAGGUGUUGCUGUGGACGACGAAGGCAAUAUUUUGGUUUGUGAUAAUCACAACCAUAGAAUUCAAGUGUUUGACAGUGAGGGAAAGUUUGUUGUGCACUUGGGAUCAUAUGGUGAAAACGUGGGAUACUUCAAAAAUCCUUGUGGUGUUGCAAUAAGCGAUGCUGGGGAUAUAGUGGUCGUGGAUACGGGUAACAACCGUAUCCAAGUUUUUUAAAAAUAUAUGUAUACCUUUGACGAAAUGGCAUUUUUUCACCUUUAAAAACAUUUAAUUGGGAAAACACUUAUCUCUAUGGAUUGUACAAAUUACUAUUUACAGUAUUCUCAAAUGUAACUUUAAGGAAAUAAUUCAUGGAAACGUACAAUUAUUGAUUUUACAGUGUAUGAA